GAAGCAUGUCUUCUCUGAUCUGUUUCAUUUUCCUUUUCCUUUUCUCAUUCAUCACUAGCUUCACAGCUUCUGCUCAAAAUCCUUUUUACCUAUAUCAUAAUUGUUCUAUCACGACAACUUACUCAAGUAACAGCACUUACUCCACCAAUCUCAAAACCCUUUUGUCCUCUCUCUCUUCUCGUAACGCCUCUUACUCCACCGGAUUCCAAAACGCCACUGCGGGACAAGCCCCCGACAUGGUCACCGGACUUUUCCUCUGCCGCGGAAACGUCUCACCUGAAGUUUGCCGUAGCUGCAUCGCCUUGUCUGUUAACGAAUCGUUAAGUCGGUGUCCAAAUGAGAGAGAAGCCGUGUUCUAUUACGAGCAGUGUAUGCUCAGAUACUCUAACCGGAAUAUACUAUCCACUCUAAACACCGAUGGAGGAGUGUUCAUGCAGAACGCUAGGAAUCCUAUAUCAGUCAAACAAGAUCGGUUCAGAGAUUUGGUCUUGAACCCCAUGAACUUAGCUGCCAUUGAAGCCGCGAGGAGUAUCAAAAGAUUCGCUGUGACAAAAUUUGAUUUAAAUGCAUUACAGAGUUUGUACGGAAUGGUUCAGUGCACUCCUGACCUUACGGAACAAGACUGCUUAGACUGCCUACAACAAAGCAUCAAUCAAGUAACCUAUGACAAAAUUGGGGGAAGAACUUUUUUGCCGAGCUGUACGUCAAGAUACGAUAAUUACGAGUUUUACAACGAAUUCAACGUUGGUACACCUCAAGAUUCAUCACCACGACCUGGAAAAGGCGGAAACUCCUCUGUCAUAGUUAUUGCUGUUGUUGUUCCAAUCACUGUCCUUUUUCUUCUAUUCGUAGCUUUUUUUAGUGUCCGCCGCGCUAAGAGAAAAAAGACGAUUGGAGCGAUACCGUUGUUUAAAGUAAAGAGAAAAGAGACGGAAGUCACGGAACCACCUGCUGAAACUACAGAUGGGGAUGAUAUUACGACUGCAGGCUCACUUCAGUUUGAUUUUAAGGCAAUUGUGGCAGCAACGGAUAUCUUUUUGCCGAUUAACAAGCUUGGUCAAGGUGGUUUCGGCGAAGUUUACAAGGGUACAUUUCCUAGUGGAGUACAAGUUGCGGUGAAGAGACUAUCGAAGAAUUCAGGACAAGGUGAAAAAGAGUUUGAAAACGAAGUUGUUGUUGUUGCAAAGCUCCAACAUAGAAAUUUAGUAAAACUGCUUGGUUAUUGUUUGGAAGGAGAAGAAAAGAUACUUGUCUACGAGUUUGUACCAAACAAAAGCCUCGAUUACUUUCUUUUUGACCCUACGAUGCAAGGGCAGCUAGACUGGUCAAGACGGUACAAGAUCAUUGGAGGAAUUGCUAGAGGAAUUCUUUAUCUUCAUCAAGAUUCACGACUCACAAUUAUACACCGGGACCUCAAAGCGGGCAACAUCCUCUUGGACGCUGAUAUGAACCCAAAAGUUGCAGAUUUUGGAAUGGCGAGGAUUUUUGGGAUGGACCAAACAGAAGCCAAUACGAGAAGAGUUGUGGGAACCUAUGGUUAUAUGGCUCCCGAGUAUGCUAUGUACGGCAAGUUCUCCAUGAAAUCAGAUGUGUAUAGUUUUGGGGUCUUGGUUCUUGAGAUUGUAAGCGGCAUGAAGAACAGUAGCCUCGAUCAAAUGGAUGGUAGCAUUAGCAACUUGGUUACAUAUACUUGGAGACUAUGGAGCAAUGGGUCGCCAUCAGAGCUUGUGGAUCCGUCAUUUGGAGAUAAUUAUCAAACAAGCGAAAUUACUAGGUGCAUCCAUAUCGCUUUACUAUGUGUUCAAGAAGAUGCUAAUGAUCGUCCAACUAUGUCUGCAAUCGUCCAAAUGCUCACUACUAGCUCGAUCGCUCUCGCCGUGCCUAGACCACCUGGGUUUUUCUUACGAAGCAAGCAGGAACAAGCAGAAAGAGCAUGUCCAUCUAUGGAUACAUCUGACCUCUUUUCAAUCGACGAAGCUUCCAUUACUAGUGUAGCUCCUCGUUAAAGACAAAACUAUUCAAAAUUUUAAACAUCUGUAAUAUAUGAGUUUAGACUUUUUGUCCAGAAAAUAAGAAAAUGAUAGUCGGAUUUGAAGUUUGGUUCCCUUUAA
Molecule: messenger RNA, 2111 nt
Organism: Arabidopsis thaliana (thale cress)
Lineage: Eukaryota; Viridiplantae; Streptophyta; Magnoliopsida; Brassicales; Brassicaceae
Gene: CRK20
Product: cysteine-rich RLK (RECEPTOR-like protein kinase) 20
Exons: 7
Coding region: 6-2006 (666 amino acids)
Biological process (GO): defense response to bacterium; response to salicylic acid
Cellular component (GO): membrane
Molecular function (GO): ATP binding; protein serine kinase activity; protein kinase activity
Source: RefSeq, marked reviewed